This is a messenger RNA of Cynocephalus volans (Philippine flying lemur), 2324 nucleotides long. It is a transcript of the gene DONSON, whose product is annotated as DNA replication fork stabilization factor DONSON. The transcript is spliced from 11 exons. Bases 56 to 1750 code for a protein of 564 amino acids. The record is from RefSeq and is a predicted model, not a curated record. Gene Ontology annotation, biological process: nuclear DNA replication. Lineage: Eukaryota; Metazoa; Chordata; Mammalia; Dermoptera; Cynocephalidae. Gene Ontology annotation, cellular component: nucleus.
GGCGCGCGCGGGAAGUGCCUGCGGGGCGGCCGGCGGGCUUCAGCCGCCGCGAGACAUGGCUCUACCUGUCCCCGGCUACUCGCCCAGUUUCAAAAAACCGCCCGAAACGCUGCGGCUCCGACGGAAAAGGGCCCGGAGCCGUGGCCCGCCCCCCUCCCUGACCCCCGAGCUGCCGCAGCCGGCGCCUCGCCGCUCUGCGCUAGCGGUCGGGGUACCCCUACGCCCCUUCCCGGCCUCAGCGGGCAGAGGUGGCAGCGAUGGCGGCUCGGCUGCUAUCCGGCGGAACCCCUUCGCCCGCCUGGACAACAGGCCGCGGGUCGCCGCAGAGCCCCCCGAUGGGCUGCCCCGCGGCCAACAGGAGGCGCCGGGCCUGUGUUUAGAUUCUAGUCAAGAAAAUGACUUGCUAUGGGAAGAGACGUUUCUUGAAAGAACAACCGUAACUGAACCACCACAGACUCCACACGCAUCAUUUUCUGAAUCUGAUAUUCCACCCUCAGAAAGUACUGAGUUACCUGUAGACUGGAGUAUUAAAACUCGACUUCUUUUCACCUCUUCUCAACCCUUUACCUGGGCUGAUCAUUUGAAAGCACAGGAAGAGGCCCAAGGUCUUGUUCAGCAUUGUAGGGCAACAGAAGUUACUUUGCCUCAAAGUAUACAGGAUCCCAAACUCUCCACAGAGCUCAGAUGUGCCUUCCAGCAGAGCCUUAUCUAUUGGCUCCACCCUGCCUUGUCUUGGCUACCACUGUUCCCUCGUAUUGGAGCUGAUAGAAAAAUGGUUGGAAAAACAAGCCCUUGGGCAUAUGAUGAAACCAUGCAACACGGUUUAAUGAGUGACUGGUCUGUAAGCUUUACUUCUCUGUAUAAUCUGCUGAAGACAAAACUUUGCCCCUAUUUCUACGUUUGUACCUAUCAGUUUACUGUCCUGUUCCGAGCAGCAGGAUUAGCAGGAAAUGAUGUAGUCACGGCUGUCAUAUCUCCUACGACUAGAGGUUUAAGAGAAGCUAUGAAAAAUGAAGGUAUCGAAUUUUCUUUACCUUUAAUAAAAGAAAAUGGCCAUAAGAAGAAAACAGUUGGAACAAGCAUGGAACACAGGGAGGAGCAAGCAAUCAGUGAUGAGGAUGAAGAGGAAAGUUUUUCUUGGCUGGAAGAGAUGGGUGUGCAAGAUAAAAUUAAAAAGCCAGACAUACACUCUAUCAAGCUGUGUAAAGAAAAACAUGAAGUACAAAUGGAUCACAGACCUGAGUCUGUUGUGUUCAUAAAAGGCAUCAACACCUUUACUUUGCUCAAUUUUUUGAUCAACUGUAAGAGUCUAGUUGCUACCUCUGGUCCACAGGCAGGACUUCCACCAACUCUCUUAUCUCCUAUAGCUUUCCGAGGUGCCACAAUGCAAAUGCUUAAGGCACGAAGUAUAAAUGUGAAGACACAAGCUUUUUCUGGAUACAGAGAUCAAUUUAGUUUGGAAAUUACAGGUCCUAUCAUGCCUCAUUCUCUACAUUCUGUGACCAUGUUACUCAGAUCUUCACAGAGUGGGUCUUUCUCUGCAGGACUGUAUCCACAUGAGCCAACUGCUAUAUUUAAUAUCUGUCUACCAGUGGAUAAAGUACCAGAUAAGGAGGUUGUUCAUAAGGAGCUUGCUAACUGUGGAUUGCACCCUAAGACUCUGGAACAACUUAGUCAAAUACCAUUACUGGGGAAGUCAUCUUUACGGAACGUGGAAAUGAGUGACUACAUUUAUUAUUGGAGAUCCUGAACACCAAAGUUAGAUUUUCAGAUAUGAAGACAACUCAGACUUUUUAAAACUUCAAAUAACUUGAAUGAAAAUUCUAUAUCCCUACAACCUAAUUGUAAACUGAGUAGAAAACAAUGUCAGUGUUUUCUUGCAAAUGGGAGAUUGAGGCUAAAUCUGUAGCAGUUAAUUUACUUAAGACUACCAGCAGGUUCUUGUUUUAUAAAGGUAGGAAAAAAAUGUAGACAAUAUCAAUCGAGCUAAUUGUUGAUACUUCCACCUUAACAUCUUUCCUACUAAUUUUCUAUUCUAGUUUCAUGCUUUUUUUUAAUGCAUGUUAAUUCGGAUUAAAGUAUUUUGUAUUACAUAUAGAAUAGUGUUGAGUUGUGAAGUAUACUCAACUAUCAUGGUAAAGUAGUACUUGGUGUGCUUAUAGGUAUUUUAUGUGUGCAUGUGUGUGAGUGCAUGUGUGUAUAUUCAAAAUUUUUUAAAUAAAAGUGCUUAGAACUCAAAAAUAUUCGGUAAAGAAAUAAUAGUAUUUAGUGAAGUAUGUGUUCACUUUAUAUUCCAGAAAAUAAAACACCACGUUUAUUUCAGA